This is a messenger RNA of Didymodactylos carnosus, 1178 nucleotides long. Lineage: Eukaryota; Metazoa; Rotifera; Eurotatoria; Philodinida; Philodinidae. The record is from the annotation of a GenBank genome assembly.
CCCCCCCCCCCCCCCCCCCCCCCCCCCCCCCCCCCCCCCCCCCCCCCCCCCCCCCCCCCCCCCCCCCCCCCCCCCCCCCCCCCCCCCCCCCCCCCCCCCCCCCCCCCUUAACAUUCAACUAAGAUAUUAGCAGUUCAUUAGCCAAGUGGUUGUUACUGCUAACAUCUCGGUUUAAUGUUAAGUGAAUGUAAGUAAAUUACUGAACAACUUGACCUUUCAAUUAUUCACCAGUUAAUAUUCUGGUUAAGUAAUGUUAUUUUCUAUACAACAUUUUUAUUAUUAAUGGUUUGCGAUAUUUUAUUUGUAUAGAUCUAGUGACACUUUGAAUAAACCAUCUGUAUCUGUUAAAACGUGUUAUCCUGAUGUUGUCAAAAAUGGUUUAGAACACUUGAAUCAACCGACAUCAACCGAUAAAUCAUUAGCUAUGCAGUAUAGUCGACCACAAUCCUAUCAUUUGUCAAAUUUACCUGCAUCUAUUCUAUCACAAUUAGAUUCAAUAAGAAAUGGUAAGAAAAGAGACGAUUUAUAAAGAAUUACCAGUUUGAUUAUCGAAUUUUAACGUUAUCAGGUGUUUUAUUUUUGAUAGAUUUUACUUAACAGGACUCUUUUUACUAAUAUUGUUCAAAGUAUAUGUGAUGCACCUGAUUAAAUCUAUGAACAUUUCUCUUUUACCAAUAAAAUUGUUUAUUUUUGUUUAGAAUUGGCUAACACACCUCACGAAUCGUUAUGUUAAAAUACAAAACACUUCUUUCUUUUCUACUAGAUCCAAUCUGUAAUUAUUUUUUAUAUUAUUUUUUGACUGUUCGUAUCUUUUCCAAUAUGUGUGUGUUUUAUUUUUUACUUUUAUUUUUUUUUAUGUGUGUGAAUCUCAACAAUUCUAAUUUACAUCAUUGAUUUACAAUAUAUACAUCACUGAUGUUUUUUUGGAUAAAAACGGACAAAAAACCAAAGACAAAAUAAAACAUUUCAAUUGAGUAACUUGUAAUAGUUAUGUACAUGGCAAAAUGUUUAAUGUAGUAAUUGAAUAAAUUCAAAUAUUACAGUGUGGAGAAAGGCAUAAUCAUAUGGAGUCGAAAUAGAUUUGGCUGGAGUUUUUUUGCAGACGAGUUGAAGAAAAAUCUUUUUUGCAAGUUACUUAUAAGCAUAAGGACAUGACUAAUUCGAAAAUAUCUCUGCUC